This is a messenger RNA of Drosophila hydei, 3924 nucleotides long. It is a transcript of the gene caps, whose product is annotated as leucine-rich repeat and immunoglobulin-like domain containing-NOGO receptor-interacting protein 4. NCBI's taxonomy places the organism in Eukaryota, Metazoa, Arthropoda, Insecta, Diptera, Drosophilidae. The transcript has 5 exons. Gene Ontology annotation, molecular function: protein binding. Gene Ontology annotation, cellular component: plasma membrane. The record is from RefSeq and is a predicted model, not a curated record.
AAACAAGUUUCGUUGCGUGCGAUGCCCGUCGCGCUCUCAGAUACUUUUUGCCAGUUGAGCCGAGUACGUGAACGUGUCUGGACGUUUUUAUGGACAAGCGUUGUGGAGAGUCAGCGAAACUGAAACCGAAACCGAAACCGAAACACAAAACCGUUACCGUUAACCGAAACUAGCGAAAUCAAAGUCAAAAACAAAAACUCAAAACUGAACCGUUAGCCGUUAACCCAUACAGUUUUCAUUUAGUUGUGUGUUCAUCAAGUGCAACGCGGUAUCUCGCGCGCGUGCAAAAUUUUGCUCUAGUUCCCCCACCUCUCUCACACACACACACAGUCGCACUCACACUGCUGUCCUCUCUGUCCGCUGCAGCUGCUGUGCCUAGUUAUGAGCGUUAACCCGUUCGCGUUGCGGCGUGCGUGCGUCUUGUUAUUGUUGUUUUUUUAGGCAAUUGCCAAAAACGUUUUGCCAUUCAUCAUCACAAACAAAAACAAAAACAAUUACAAAGCCGAGCUAAUUUUCGCGUGUUACUUUUGUUCAACGACUUUUGUUUUUCCGCAAAUUUUCCAAGCUUAAAUGCCAGCACAAAUUUGAUAAGGCCAAGCCACAGCUGCUAACUUUUAGGGAUUAUAGACAGACCAAAUUGUGUGUGGAUUAGUCGACGAGUGGAGACACAUGUCGCAGAGCAUCAAGCACUUUAUGGCAAUAUGCGUUUGUAAAAGACAGCUUCCUCCAACUAAUUGAUGGCAAUUCUUUUGUUUGACUGUGCAUUUUUGGGCUAAACAGCAGACAGAGCGCCACGAAUGUCGGACGCCGAAUACGAAAGCCAUUGGCAAACUUGGCUAAAACGUAUUUAACCCAAAAUAAAAGUGAGUGCAAGGGAGACCACGAGACAAAGAGCGAGAGAAGCAACUGCAUCUAUUGGACAGACAGUCAACGUCUGGUCACAGCAGAGGCAACUAACCAACAAACCUAACCACACCACAGACUAGGCACACAGCAAGGGAGUAGAGCUCCGAAGGGGGCUUGCCAACCCAUAGACAGAGCCAGAGACAGACGCAGAGCAGGAGCAGAAGGAAAAGGAAGAGACGAAGAGGCACAUAAUGAGCAGACGAGGGUCGUCGGCAACGGCAACAGCAACGGCAAUUACCAUGUCGCCGUCAACGUUGCUGCUGCUGCUGGUGCCGCUGCUGCUGGUGCUGCUCGUGCCGACAAAUGGGCUGGCAAAUUGUCCAAAUGGCUGUGAAUGCGAUGACGAAACUCUGAAAGUCAACUGCGGUGUGGGCACGCUCGAUGUGCUGCCCAUCGCAUUGAACCCGUCCAUUCAGCGGCUGGUCAUUAAGAACAACAAGCUGAAGACCAUCGACUCAUCGAUGCAGUUCUAUUCACAGCUCACAUUCCUUGAUUUGUCGUACAAUGACAUGGUCACGAUACCGGAGCGCUCAUUCGCCUAUCAUGCCAAGCUCCAGGAGCUGCAUCUCAAUCAUAAUAAGAUUGGACAAGUGACGAACAAAACCUUUACGGGCCUAUCCACAAUUACGGUGCUCAAUCUGCGAGGCAAUUUGAUUGCCGAGCUGGAGUAUCGCACCUUCUCGCCCAUGGUCAAGCUGGUGGAGCUCAAUCUGGGCCAGAAUCGUAUCAGUCACAUCGAUCCGCACGCCUUGGACGGACUGAUCAAUUUGAGCAUGUUGUAUCUGGAUGAUAAUACACUUACCACGGUGCCAUCGCAGCUAACAUUCCAAGCACUGCCCGGCCUGGCGGAGCUCUACUUGGGCACCAAUUCGUUUAUGACCAUUCCGGCUGGCGCCUUUCAGGAUCUGAUGGCUCUGACGCGUCUGGAUCUGCGCGGUGCCGGGCUGCACAAUAUAUCAGGCGAUGCGCUCAGGGGCCUGGAGGGUAUACGUUUUCUGGAUCUCUCCGAUAACCGCCUGCAGGCAGUGCCCUCUGCUGCACUGCAGCAUCUGGCUCGCCUCGAGCAGCUGUCGCUGGGUCAGAACGACUUUGAGGUAAUCGCAACAGGCGCAUUCGUGGGACUGCGUGAGCUGCGGCAGCUGGAGAUCACGGGCGCCCACCGCUUGCGCCGCGUGGAGAGCGGCGCCUUCGCCGACAACACGAACUUGGAGCAUUUGAAUCUGUCGGCCAACAAGCAGCUCAACGAGCUGUUGGCCAAUACCGUGGGCGGAUUUCCACACCUGAGCACUGUCAUCCUGAAGGAGAAUCAGUUGAGCACGCUCUCCGAGAGCCUGUUUCCCUGGUCGGACCUGCAGACCUUGGACCUCUCAGAGAAUCCCUUCGUGUGCGACUGCCAGCUGAUGUGGCUGCGUAAUCUGCUCAUCAGCAGAAAUGGCAGCAGCCAAUAUGCGCCCGUCAUCUGCUCCUACCCGGCCAAUUUGCGGGAGCUGCCACUGACGCAGUUGGCCGAGCCACUGCUGGGCUGCACCCAUGGCGGCGGCAAUAAGCAGGCCAUCAUUGGCAUCAUGGUCGUUAGCUGUGCAGCGCUGAUAACCACCUUGGCGCUGGUGAUCUACGCGUGCCGUCGUCGCAUACGCGAAAUGCUCAAGGGCCACUCGGCGCUGGGGCGCAAGGAGCGUGAGUAUCAGAAGACCUUCUCGGAUGAGGAGUAUACGACACGGCAGCCACCUGGCUGCGGCGGUGUGCAUCCAGCGUCGGGCUAUCCCUGCCCCAGCAGCUACAAUUCAUCGCAGUAUUUGGGCAGCCGGCCGAUACCAGUCACCGAGCUAUAGCUAGAAGCUCCACCCCCACCUCAGCUGCGGGGUCGGGGUGGUGCCCCCUCCAGUCACAACGGUCCCUCGCCCUCGACAAACUCAGGAACAGCGCUGCAGCAGCUGCAAGUGCCCAGCGCCGUCGAUGCAUCGCAUGCGCCCUUUGCCCAACUCAGCCACAUUCACUACAUGACCAACAAUCCGCAGACAGGAGCCACGGCAGCAGCAGCAACAACCACACCGCGCUCGCAUCAUUCGCAACAGGACAUGCGUUUGCUGGCAAAUGGCGGGGGCAAGGCACUCGGCCUGAAUGCCUCGCUGCCACGUCACAUGGCCGUGCGCCAGUGCGGCGUGCAGGAGAGCACCCUGUCGCACUAUAGCCAACCGCUUGCCAAUGGCCAUGCCGGCAUACGCCUCACCCAGGAUCACUUUAAUCACAAUGGCGCCGUCUAUGCCAAGCCCUGUGAUGCCAUGGCUGAUGCCGGCUACAUACACAACAAUUCACAUUAUUCGCUGCCGCUGGACCAUGAUAUGCCGCCGAGUCCUACGCCCACACCGCCGCCGCCGGCGCUGCCGUUGCGCAACGGCAUGGGCAUGGCUCUGGUGCAUGGCAAUACGACUGGCCGCCGUUCCUUCAAUGCCAACAACAACAAUGUGGCAACGCUGUCAAACAAUAACCCAGUGCUGGUCAACGGCAACAAUAACAACAACGGGAGCCUGCGUCGGUAUCACUGAUAUACGCUAAAGUCGUGCGGCACCUUGGGCCGCACCAAGCCGCAGCAGCGGAACGGAGACAUUGAGCUCUACCACUUCUACAAGGGCUGAUAAGGAAUCGGAAUUGGCGAUGGAAUUGGGUCACAUUCUGUUACUUGAUAUAUGCAUUAAUUAAUAUUUAUGUAUUGUAUAUUUAGUUACUUCUAUUCAGGCGAAAUCAUGUUGUAUAAAUUAGCGUUUAGUUCAAGUAAAAAAGGCAGCAGCCACUGCACUCAGCUGUUAUUCAAGUUCAGUUUGACAAGCAGUUGACACUGGCCGCUAGGUCGUUGGGCUGCUGACGUUAGCCAACACUGCUGUCAUCUUCUUUAGCUGUCUUUUUUCGCAUCCAGUGAUUUAUUUAAUAAGUUUAACUUAGACAUUUAAAUUCAUGUAAAUAAUUAAAUGCUAUGCACAAAGGAUAAACAAAAAUUAUUAAAACACGAAAAAAAAUUAA